This is a messenger RNA of Pelobates cultripes (western spadefoot toad), 25497 nucleotides long. The record is from the annotation of a GenBank genome assembly. NCBI's taxonomy places the organism in Eukaryota, Metazoa, Chordata, Amphibia, Anura, Pelobatidae.
GGGGAGGCCGGUGACGCGCUUCGAGUGCGCCGUCGCCGCGGCGUGACGUCAGAUUGUGAAGCCAGUCAUGCUGCUCCCUGCAGGUUCGGAUCGGGCUAUCCCGGCGGAGUGCACUCUGCUGCUGGUAAUGUUAAUUCUAGUGAGCAGCACAGGAAGCCAGACAGGGCUAUUGUGGGAUAAUUCAAUGUGAAUUUCAGACCUGGCCUGCCAUAACACUUGCAGUUUGUUUAUUGCUCAUUUUAAAUUCCUGGCCAUUCACAUAUUACAUCAACACACUGACCACUAUAACUACUGCAGACAGCUGCACUCUGACCACUAUAACUACUGCAGACAGCUGCACUCUGACCACUAUAACUACUGCAGACAGCUGCACUCUGACCACUAUAACUACUGCAGACAGCUGCACACUGACCACUAUAACUACUGCAGACAGCUGCACACUGACCACUAUAACUACUGCAGACAGCUGCACACUGACCACUAUAACUACUGCAGACAGCUGCACUCUGACCACUAUAACUACUGCAGACAGCUGCACUCUGACCACUAUAACUACUGCAGACAGCUGCACUCUGACCACUAUAACUACUGCAGACAGCUGCACUCUGACCACUAUAACUACUGCAGACAGCUGCACUCUGACCACUAUAACUACUGCAGACAGCUGCACUCUGACCACUAUAACUACUGCAGACAGCUGCACUCUGACCACUAUAACUACUGCAGACAGCUGCACACUGACCACUAUAACUACUGCAGACAGCUGCACACUGACCACUAUAACUACUGCAGACAGCUGCACUCUGACCACUAUAACUACUGCAGACAGCUGCACUCUGACCACUAUAACUACUGACCACUAUAACUACUGCAGACAGCUGCACUCUGACCACUAUAACUACUGCAGACAGCUGCACUCUGACCACUAUAACUACUGCAGACCAGCUACAUUCUGACCACUAUAACUACUGCAGACAGCUGCACUCUGACCACUAUAACUACUGCAGACAGCUGCACUCUGACCACUAUAACUACUGCAGACAGCUGCACUCUGACCACUAUAACUACUGCAGACAGCUGCACUCUGACCACUAUAACUACUGCAGACAGCUGCACUCUGACCACUAUAACUACUGCAGACAGCUGCACUCUGACCACUAUAACUACUGCAGACAGCUGCACUCUGACCACUAUAACUACUGCAGACAGCUGCACUCUGACCACUAUAACUACUGCAGACAGCUGCACUCUGACCACUAUAACUACUGCAGACAGCUGCAUUCUGACCACUAUAACUACUGCAGACAGCUGGAAUGGUUAUGGCACCAUGAGUUCCCUGGCACCCCCACAGUAAGUAGGGCCGCAUCCGUUAUUUUAUUUAACCCCCCUCCCGACUGCCCUACAUCUAAUUGCCCCCCCAUAGUUACCUCCAAAUGUCCCUAGGUCCCCCAUAUUACCGAUUUUUAGGUCCUGGACGCCGCCAUCUUAGUGUGGGCAGAUGAAGGCCCGGUGGGACAUGUCAUCUGCCCACACUAGAUAGCGCUGUGAAGUUCCUACGCAUGCCCAGUUAAACACUUGGGCAUUUAGGCGGGAAUUUAAUCCAUUCAUUCGUCAGAAAGAUGAAUAAAUUAAUAGAAAUUUCAAAAGAAUGAACGAAGACCUCUUCAUUCAUUUGUUAGGUUUAUUACAAGGAGGGAGCUACCGGCUCGUGGCUCCCUCCUUGUAAUAUUUGAAAAUAUAAGCGGCGGGAAGCAGUACUCCCUGCCACUUUCUAACUCCCCCCAUGCCCCCUGUCAUUCUAUGAGGGUCAAUAUGACCCCCACAUUAGGAUAAGGGAGAUUAAAAUCUAUCUAGUAAACAGUGAGCAGCCAGUGGCUGCUCACUGUUUAACCCCUUAAGGACAGAGCCAAAUGUACACGUUGUGAAUGAAACAAAAUGUAAACAAAACCUGGCAUUUGCGCUACAUGUCUGUCCAGCCGUAAUUCACCUCUUUCAUAGUAAAUGCACCCACCCUUAUUAUAUAUCAUUUUAUUCAGGGGAAACAGGGCUUUCAUUUAAAAACAAACAUUUAGCUAUGAAACAUAAUUUAAUAUGAAACAAAUGGAAGAAAAUAAGAUUUCUUUUUUUUUUAGUUCUACAUGACAUUUUAACUGUCAAUGUCUUAAUACUGUUUGCUUUUACUGCAAUAAAAUACACAUAUUUGUAUUCAGCAAAGUCUCAUGUGUAAAACAGUACCCCCUAUGUACAGGUUUUAUGGUGUUUUGGGAAGUUACAGGGUCAAAUAUAGCACGUUACAAAUUGAAAUUCGCCAGAUUGGUUACGUUGCCUUUGGGACUUUAUAGUAGCCGAGGAAUGAAAUUUACACCCAAAAUGGCAUACCAUUUGCAAUAGUAGACAACCCAAGGUAUUGCAAAUGGGGUAUGUCCAGUCUUUUUUAGUAGCCAUUUGGUCACAAACACUGGCCAAAGUUAGCGUUAGUAUUUGUUUGUGUGUGAAAAAUGCAAAAAACGCCAAUUUUGGCCAGUGUUUGUGACUAAGUGGCUACUAAAAAAAGUGUCUUUUUUUGCAAAUGGUAUGCCAUCAUUGGGGUAAUUUUCAUUCUUGGGCUACCAUAGGGUCUCAAAGGCAACCUAACCAAUUUGGUGAAUUUUAAUGUGAAAAGAAUGAAACACAAGCCUUAUAUUUGACGCUGUAACUUUUGAAAACACCAUAAAACCUGUACAUGAGGAGUACUGUUGUACUCGGGAGACUUCGCUGAACACAAAUCUUUGUGUUUCAAAACAGUAAAAAGUAUCGCAGCAAUAAUAUCGUCCGUGUAAGUGCUUUUUAUGCGUGAAAAAUGCAAAAAACGUCACACUUACUGGCAAUAUCAACAUUGUAAUACAUUUUACUGUUUUGAAACACUAAUAUUUGUGUUCAUCGAAGUCUCCCAAGUAGAACAGUACCCCCUAUGUACAGGUUUUAUGGUGUCUUAGAAAGUUAUAGGGUUAAAUAUAGUGCUAGCAAAUUAAAUUCCCUUUACUUUCGGCAUGGGUUGUCAGGCAGGUCCCGCUAAUUGUAAUAUAAUUAAGAUACCUAAUUAUGUAAAAAAUAUUACAUGAAUAUAUAUGUAGAAUUAGUAUAUGUGUGUGUGUGUGUGUGUAUAUAUAUUUUAAAAAUAUUUUUAUUUAUAUAUAGGUGUGUGUAUAUAUAUAUAUAUAUAUAUAUAUAUAUAUAUAUAUUUAUGUAUAUAUUUAUGUAUAUAGAUAUAUAUUAUUUUGUUCUACGUGUAUUUUGAUAUAAAUAUAUAUUAAUAUCACAAUACAGUUAGAACGAAAUAACACACAUCUAUAUAUUUAAUUAUUUAUUUUUAAUUAUUUAAAAAAAAAUUUUUUUUUACGUAUUUGCAUAUUUAAUUUUUUAUAUAUAACAGUAAUUAUAUAUAUAUAUAUAUUUAAUCAGUAUCAGUCUACGUGUAAUUUGAUAUUAAUAUAUAUAUAUAUAUAUAUAUAUAUAUAUAUAUAUAUAUAUAUAUAUAUAUAUAGUAAAAUACACCUAGACAGUGUAUAUGUGUUUGUAUAUGUGUGUGUGUAUAUAUAUAUGUAUAUAUGUGUGUGUGUGUGUAUAUAUAUAUAUAUAUAUAUAUAUAUAUAUAUAUAUAUAUAUAUAUAUAUAUACACUUAGAUCAUAUAUAUAUGAUCUAAGUAUAUAUUUAUUUAUUUUUUACACUUUUUAACUUUAAUUAAUGUUAUUUAAUUUUAUUUCCAGCCAGCAGGGAGACCACCUGUCAUUACAGGCAAGCCCCCUGCUGGCAAUGCUGCAGCCAGCUAUCCCGGCCAUGUGAUUGUGUGGUCCUUGCAAGGACCUCACUCUCACAUGGCCGGGGGGGCUGCCAGGAAGAUCUGCUUGGGGGCUCCCUGAGUCCCCCAACUGCAUCGCUGGUAGAUUAAAGACCAGAGGGCAUACUAUUACUUGGCGCUUAGAGAGCCUCUAAAAUAGGGCAUUAUAGUACGCCCUCCGGUCUUAAGAGAUUAAAAAAAAAAAAAAAAGCUCCGCAAGUCAAAUAAAGGGGGACCUAGCAUUUUCUAAAAUAACUAACAUAGCCUCCAAAGUGGGGGCUAUUCAAUGGAACCCAUGAUCGGCGGGUGGGGGCCCCAAGUAACAAAGGGGGAGGGACGUAUUCUCUUCCCCAUCCAUGAGCGGCGUGUGGGGGGCCCUAAGUAACGGGGGGUGGGGGGGCAGCUAUUAUAAGUAGGGAUCGACCGAUAAUCUGUAUUUUCAGCCAUAUCGGUAUUGGCCAAUAAAGAUACCGAUAUUGCCGAUAAUGAAGACCAGGGUCGCCAUCAGGGUCCUGGGGGCCCAGCACUUUCUUACUUACCUUCCGUUCAGCUCCCCGUCUAACUUUCGUGAGUCCCUCAGCCGUCAGAGCGUUGCCAUGGGUUACCAUGGCAAUGUUCCGCGCGGCACACAGGCUGCGAGAGUUAGACAGGGGAGCUGCUGAAAAGGGAGGUAAAAGUGUGCUGGGCUUCUAUACACACACUACACAAACACACUGCAUUCACUAUACACACACUACACUACACUGCAUUAAUUAAAUACAUACUAGAUAAACACACUCUGCAUUCAUUAUAUUCACAUUACACAAACACACACACUGCAUCCACUAUGGGUGGGCGCUGAAAGGGGGGGGAAGACAAUAGGUCUCCCCCUUCUAUUGAUAAUUACGGCCUACACCCGCCGCUCAUGGGUGGGGGGACGGAUGGAGACAAUAGGUACCCCCCCUUUGGUACUUAGGGCUCCACCCGCUGCUCAGGAAGUAGGUCAGAGCUGGUCAGGCGUAGGAAAAAUACAUAAGACAAAGUAGUCCCUACUUUAUCUUAUGUUUUAAAGAAAACUAGAGCAGAUAGGAAGAAACGCAUAACAGAUCCUGAGAGAAGAGGAAGCGAUUGGGGAAAGGUAAGUUCGGCAUGACAGUGCCGCUUUAAGAAAGGUUUGAACACUUACCAGGGGUCCUGCCAGACGCACAAUGCCACCUUUUAAUGAAGUUGUAAACUCUGCCACUGAGCUGUGAAAUCAUUAGCUUGUGCAGCGAUAGGCUUUGAUCAUAUUUUCACAGCUCACUUGCUAACGCUCUCAGCCUAUCAUUGCCUGCUCAUUAUGAGUAAGCAUAAGUGCAUUUUGUUACCCAUACUGGUGACAGGUGGCCAGAGAUAGGCUGAGAUACUGUUUCCGCAGCUCACUAGCCAACGCUCCCCGCCUAUUACUGGCUGCUCAUCAUGUGUAAGCAUAAGGACAUUUUGUUUACCUGUACUGGUGACAGGUGGCCAGUCAUAGGUCGAGAUUGUCAGCUAGUGCUCUCACUGCUGCUCAAGCUAAUGUUUCCCCAUCAGUCCAAGGAGAAGAGGAGGCUUGGCUCUUGAGGACAAUCCCUCUGUGUUAACCCAUUUGAAGAUGGUUGAACACUAGAUGGUGAUUACGCCAUACACUUUUAAUUGAUAUAAUAUGGUUUGAUGCCCAUAGUGUUCCUAAAGAAGGACUGCAGGCUUAAAGUAACCUUUGAUUUUCAAAAAAGGAAAAAUAAAAAUGUGCUCCCUGUUUCAAGUUCCUAAAGUUUGCAUUUGCACUUGAGAGCCGCAGGAGCAGACUGCUUCUUCCAGACUUACAGAGGCCUCUCACUCUACUCUAUGUGGUCUGAUCUUAUUCCAAAUUCCUAUGUCCAGUUAUAGAUUUAUGCCAUAAGUAGUUUGGCUGUAGUUUUAUUUAUCAGCUCUGAAGAGGCAACCAGCCGGUAUUUGACAUACUGCAGUUUGACCAUCCAUUUACAUGUUUGUUAAUACGGUUAUGGAUAAAGUUAUGCAGAACAUUACCCCAAGAUGCUAGCUAAACACGUGUAUUUAGCUUUGGAUUAGAUGGAGGAAGAAAUGAGCAACACAACGUGUGACUGCCUCACAUGCAUGCAUCAAACAUACAAGUUAGAGGAAGUAAACAUUCUUUUCAUAGCUAAGGGAUAACGGAUAGCCUUAGAGCUGCAGUGUUUUUUUGUUUCUUUUUUUGCUAAAUGUUGUGCUUAGGGCUAUUACAUAGAUUUUUCUGGUUUGCACAGAUUACUUUUGGUACUUCCUACAUAAAUGAAGUUGUUCUAGUGUUUACUUUUGUACUCCCUGCAAGUUGAGAGGAUGUGUGAUACAAGGAAGGACCACAAGCAAACAUAAAACAAAUGGAAGAUGGCAAACUCAUAAAGCAUGGGGACUUUGUGGUGGUUUUCUUUUCUUUUUUUUUUUUUUACAACGAAUUAAAUAUUUAAAUAAAAUAGCUCUUACAGCAGUAUGUAAAACGUACAUGUACAAUCCAUGUGCCAACUCUUUUUUUUACAGUAUUGAUAACUUAGAAGUAUGAAUUCUUUUGCAGACCUUGUGAACAGUACAGUGUAAUGCUAUUACUUGUUCUGUUACCUAGUGCUGCUUAAACUAUCCCUAUUACAGGCCAUAUGCUUAGAGGGACAGUCAAAGCAUAAAAUGUAGUUUCAUCUCAAUGAAAUGACAGACAACAUCUCGGGCUUCAGACUAAAAUGCAUUCAAUAAUUCUAUUUUACGUCUGAUGUCAUUAUGUAAAGUAUGCUGGUAAUGCAAUUUUGCAUCCAGUGCUUCUCUUUCCUGAUUGAGGCAAUUGCUGCUAUGUAGAGUGUGCCCUAUGUAGAGUGUUCAUUGAACAGUCAAAAUGAGGCACAAGGCUGUAGUCAUGUGUAGGAUUGGAAAUGUCAUAAACACCAACAAGUUCCAGGACAGAUUAUGAAGGGUGAGGUGCAGACAUUUACAGUCAACACCAGAACAGAGUAAUAGAUGCCCUUUGGCAUUUAAAGGGUUAUCAUGACUGCCCCAUGUUUAAAUAUGCAGAUAAUUUCAUAUUCAUACUUGGAUUUUCACUAAACACUGAAUUGCGUUUUUCUGAAAAUAAAAUUUCAGCUAAAGUAGCCAGGCUGUGGCUAAAUUGAGGUUCAGAAAUUUUCAAGAGUCAGCACUUUUUUGGGUCCACAAUUUGUCAUUCAGAUUUCACUUCCCUAUAAUUUGAUAUUUAGUGAAUAAACCUUCUUGCUUUUUCUGAUUUUGUGUGUGUGUGUGUGUGUGUGUGUGUGUGUGUUUUUUUUUUUUUUUUAAAUGCUACAGUUUCCCACAGAUUUGAUUCCUAUCUUUCUGUGAAUGGUGCUUCCAGGCCAUCAUGAAGCAUCCUCUCCAAACAUUGCCUAUUGCUCUACUUAUAGACCAUUAAGUGGAUGCGGACUGACACAUAGGCCUUAUUGAAAGGUUCAUGUAAUUACGUGUUUUCCCAGGAAUGAAAUGAGAUGUGAGUUAAAGAUUUCAGUUGAUCCAUUUGGAGCUAUUAGUGGAGUAAUGCAAUUCAAGCUCUUCCUCAUCUGGUAGGUAGAGCACAGAGUUUCUGUGGCACAGGAUUGUUCAAGGGACACUGUAGGGACUAGACCACUUCAGCUAAUUGAAGUGGUCUGGGGGCACUGUCUCUUUUGCACUUAGUGCUGCAAUGGUAAACAUUGCAUUUCCAGAUAACUGCAAUGUUUACAUUGCAGCUCUAAGUCUGUCCUCUGUGGCUGAUUAACAGACAGCCGCUUGAGGGCUUCCGGAAUUUAAACGGAUUUUAGGUCCGUUAUCUGACGCUGGACAUCCUCACGGACUGCCAGCGGCAGUGGAGUGUGGGCGGAGCCUGAUCCAAUGCCGAGGGACGAGUGCUGGAUCUAGGCAAGUGACUGAAGGGGUUACUUCAGCCCCGAGGGAGGGGGGCACUACAGGAGCCUAUAGUGCCAGGAAAACAGGUUUGUUUUCUUGGCACUAUAGGAUCCCUUGAAGGUGAAGCUUGAAUCCACAAAUAGAAUUGCUAAUUUCACAUUAAAGGAACUCUAUAGGGUCAAUAAACAAACGUAUUCCUGACCCUAAAGUGUUAAACCACCAUCUUGCCCCCUAAAUAUUGUAAAGUCUUACUUGUAUCCAAGUCUGCAGCUGCUGACUUUGCCCCUGUCUGCCUCUGACCUGUCUGCAAACAUCAUCAGAAAUGAUUUUGUGAACUAAUCAGUGUCUUUUUCCAUAGGAUUGGCUGAGACCGUCAUGGAGGCAGAUCAGGGGCAGAGCCAGCUCACGUCAAACACAGCUCUGGCCAGUCAGCAUCUCCUCAUAUUGAUUAAUUGAAUCGAUGCAUCUCUAUGAGGAAAGUUUUUAGUGUCUCCAUGCAGAGGGUGGAGACACUGAAUGGCAGUGCUGCUCACAGUGAACUAAUCACUAGCACUGCCCUAGGAAGCAUCUCUAGCAGCCAUCUGAGGAGGGGCCAGUGGAGUUAUCUAGGGCUAGGCUGUAAUGUAAACACUGCAUUUUCUCUGAAAAAGACAGUAUUUACUGCAAAAAACUUGAAGGGAGGUGAUACUCAAAAAAUUAGAAUAUCAUGCAAAAGUUUGUUUAUUUCAGUAAAGCUACGUAAAAGGGAAACUAAUAUAUUAGACGCAUUACAUGCAAAGCAAGAUAGUUCAAGCCGUGAUUUGUUAUAAGUGCGAUGAUUAUGGCUUACAGUUUAUGAAAACCCCAAAUCCACAAUCUCAGUAAAUUAGAAUAUUACAUGCAAUCAAUAAAACAAGGAGUGUACAUAGAACAAUAUCGGACCUCUGAAAAGUAUAAGCAUGCAUAUGCAUUUAGUACUUGGUUUCGGCCCCUUUUGCAGCAAUUACUGCCUCAAUGCGGCGUGUCAUGGAAGCUAUCAGCCUGUGGCACUGCUGAGGUGUUAUGGAAGACCAGGAUGCUUCAAUAGCGGCCUUCAGCUCUUCUGCAUUGUUCGGUCUCAUGUCUCUCAUCUUUCUCUUGGCAAUGCCCCAUAGAUUCUCAAUGGGGUUCAGGUCAGACGAGUUUGCUGGCCAAUCAAGCACAGUAAUCCCACAGUCAUUGAACCAGGCUUUGGUGCUUUUGGCAGUGUGGGCAGGUGCCAAGUCCUGCUGGAAAAUGAAGUCAGCAUCCCCAUAAAGCUAGUCUGCGGAAGGAAGCAGUCUCCUGGUAGAUGUCUACAUUGACCCGGACUUAAUGAAGCUGAGUGGACCAACACCAGCAGAUGACAUGGCUCCCCAAAUCAACACAGACUGUGGAAACUUCACACUGGACUUCAAGGAGGGGAGGGGAGGGAGGGGGGGGAGGAGUAAGGACCACUGGGGGAGGAGAGGGGGGAGGCGAACCACUGGGGAGGAGAGAGGGGGAGUAGGACCACUGGGGGAGGAGGAGGGGGGGAGUAAGGACCACUGGGGAGGAGAGGGGGGGAGUAAGGACCACUGGGGAGAGAGAGGGGGGGAGUAAGGACCACUGGGGAGUGAGAGGGGGGAGAAGGACCACUGGGGAGGAGAGGGGGGGGAGUAAGGACCACUGGGGAGGAGAGGGGGGGGAGUAAGGACCACUGGGGGGGAGAGGGGAGAGACCACUGGGGAGGGGGGAGUAACAACCACUGGGGAGGAGAGGAGGGGAGUAAGGACCACUGGGGGAGGAGAGGGGGAAGGAACACAGGGGGAUGGGGAGUAAGGACCACUGAGGGUGAGAGGGGGGAGUGAGAUCAUCACCAAGGGGGGACUGCAGAGGGACAGGGAGCCAAGGUAGAGCACUAAGGGACAGAAGGGGAGAACACGGAAGGACAGGAGGGAAGGGGAAAUCAAUAAUUGACAGGAGGGGAGAGCACUAUGAUAAAAAUUUAAAAAAAGUAAAGAGCUGCUCCCCUCUCAGUCCCUAUCCUACCCCACAAACCCUCUCUUUUACAAUACACACACACACAAUGCAUACCCACACACACACAGAGACAGAAACAUACAAUGCAUUCUUACUCACACACAGACACACAAUGCAUCCCUUACGUUCACACAAACACUCAUUCUCUUACACACAGAAACAAAAUGCAUCUCUUACACAAUCAAUGCACCCCUUACAGACACACACUGCAUUCAAUUACAUACACAGAAACACACCUUGCACCCCUUACACACACACACACACACACCCAGAAACAUACAAUGCAUUCCUUACAUGCAAACACACACUGCAUCCCCUAUAAACACACUACAUCCCUUACAGAAAUUGGUAUCCCUAUACACUACAUUCUAUAAGAACACACACACAUUGCAUCCUCUACAGUAACACACAAAACAUCCCCUACACACAUACACUCCACUUCCUGUGAGAGAAUUUAUGGGUGGGCAUUGUAGGCAUACUCACGGUCAAGCCCUGGGGGCCCAGACCUUGAGCUGUGUAAGGGGCCCUAAAAAAUGGAGCUGCUUCCUGUUCAUUGUUGUGAGCACUGUUAAAAACAGUCUCCAGAGAGCCUCUUCUACACCAGACAUGUGGAGCCAGACUGAGCCCAUCAUCAGCCUUUUUUCCUCAUCUGGUGGUAAGUAGGCAAUCCAAUAUAUUAUUAGUGGCACUAAUCUCUAAUUUACCUCACAUUAAAUGGAUACUAUAGUCACCAGAAGCACUACAGCAUAAUGUAGUGGUUCUGGUGUCUAUAGCCUGUGCCUGUAGGCUUUUUAAUGUAAACACACUGUCUUUUCAGAUAAAAGACACUUUGUGAAGACUGGUGUUGGCCCAUGUGGCAGAGCAUAUGGGCGGGGCAUUGUGAUGUCACAUGGUGGGCAGGACAUAUGGGGGGUGGCAAAUCUUUUUUUGCCUAGGGCGGCAAAAAUCCUUGCACCGACCCUGAUCUCAUAUAUUAGUUUCCCCUUUUACGUUGCAUUACUGAAAUAAAUGAACUUUUGCACGGUAUUCUAAUUUUUCGAGUAUCACCUGUACUCACCAGAACAAAUGCAAUAAGCUGUGGUUGUUCUGGUGACGAGUGUCCCUUUAAGGAAGGUAUGUUUUACCGUCUGUAUGAUGUGAUUUAAAAAUUAACAACAAGUGUAUGGAUGGAAAGAUAAAAGCAUGCAGGCACAUUUAUGGGAGGGUUUAUGGGAUCUUGCUGUGUCAUAUGAAGGUGGGGAGUAACAUGUGCAGCUGCCCUACACCUCCAAGGUGGCAGACUGUACUGCAAUGCCAUAGCACAAUGUAUAGUCUGAAUUGUUUGAAUUCCAGGAAUUGGAUAGUAUAAUAAGAUGGAAUGCCAAGUCAAUAUAUGCUUCUUUUAUUCUAAUGUUUUUUUGUUUUUUUAGUUUGUUGCUUGAUUGUUUUUCUGUAGUUUGGGAAUUGCUGCACGAUUGCUAAACAGCCUAAUUCAUUGCUGUAGGCUCAAUCAAUAUCUACUGUAUUUGCUACCAAUAGGGGGAAGCAGUGUCUAACUGAGCAGAACAAAUGUCUGUUGGUUUCAGUUUCUGAAUGAUGUGAAAUCGAACACGUUCAGAAGAUGCAUUGCUAAACACGUGGUUUCCUUUCCAUUAUUGUUUUAAUAUUAGCAAGACCUAAAACAAAUAUUCGCUUUAUGAAAUAUUUUAUAGGAGGCCUGUCAAAGAUGGUUCAUCCUUUUAUUUUACCAUUGCCCAAAAACCUAGUAUGUGUGUGUGUGGAAAUAAGGAUCAUACACAAACUUUAGUUUUUCAAUGUGAUUAACUCCCCCAAAAAUCUUAUACUCUAAAUAUUGUUUAAUUGUCUGCACAAAAAGACUAAUCUGAUUUAUUUUAUAUUUUUCUUUAUAUUUUAUUUGGCCAAUUAAUGUUUUCUACAACGUUGUAUUUAAUUGCCUGUUAAACACUGAAUUGGGGAAGCUCUAGCUUGUGCAGGCUCGCAUCUAAUGCAAUUUCUAAAUGUCCCAUUUAUUCCCGAGUGGACCUUGUGGAAAAAGAUGUUUGAUUCCCAAGCUGUCUAUAUAUUGGAGAGAAUUUUUCCAAGAGUUUGCUAUUUUUGCCAAACGUUUGUAAUUCAGUCUUCAAUUCAUUACUCAGUACAACUCAAUGUCCCACUCCUCACACAAUGUAAGUGAAUUGAGUAAACCUAUUAUUACCUUGUAUCUUUGCAAUCAUAACCUCAUGGUUGUAGCCACAAAUAUGUAGAGUGUUUGAGGUUAUCAUGAAAAAAGAUGUUCAGCCUUGACUUCUGUUCGGUUAGCUUGCCAUAUAUUAAUGGGGAAGUUUAGUUGUUUCUUUUAUCGAAAAUGUUUGUUACAGAGCUGUGUAAAAUUGUCUACUUUGGUUACCUAUGCAAAUGAAAUUUAUUUAUUUAUAAAAUAUUUUACCAGGAAAGAUACAUUGAGAUUUCUCUCGUUUUCAAGUAUGUCCUGGGUCCACAAAAUAUUGCAUUCAUACAUUAUGGUACAAUAUUGCAAAAAAAAUAAAAAAAUAAAAAAAUAAAAAAUAAAUAUAAAUAUAUAUAUAUAUAUAUAUAUAUAUAUAAUUUAAUACAUAACUGGUAAUAAAUAUAUUCAACCAUAACAGGUGCAUGUGUACAGUAAGAUAAAGUGCUGUGAAUAUAAAUGCAGUUUCAAGAUAUCAGGGAAGAUUGCUUACAGAUGUAACUACUGCUUUCUCUUUUUUUUCUUACACAUGUGACUUACUGUAAAAGGAACGCACUGCUGAUUGUUUUUGAAAGGCAGACCAAAUUGUUAACCACAGAGACUUCUCAAAGGCUUUUUCAGCCAGUCAUAGCUUUUGUAGCUACAUACAGUAAUGUAUGGUAUCAAAGUAAUCUGUGGCCAUUUCAUGUAAGCAUAGUUGGUUGAUUGGUCUUUAAAAAGUAUAUUUACAGAAAGGAUUCAUUAUCUUUCUACAUCAAACCAUUACAUUGUUGUUUUUUUUUGUUUAAAGUGUUCCUUUAUGCAAAAAAUGUUAGGGCAGCAAUUUUAUAAAUAGAUUUUCCAAAUUGUGUGCAAUUGCAUAGAUGGAAUGUGGUGUGGACUGUGUGCUUUUAUCUAUAUCAGACACACACUCAUACUGUGUGUGCAUGUACUUGUACGUGUCUGUCUGGAAAAAGUCAAGACACUAUUAGUACGAGAAUGGUUUGCGUGACAUUGGCUGCCAGGUUACAUCAAGGAGAGUGGACAUGGACGCGCAUGCGUGAACAACUACAAUUUCACUAUAUUAGUGCUAGACUUCUGAGCAUGUGUACUGUGUGGCCUUCGCAUUUAAAAUGACAGAGUAAAGCAAUGAAUCCACAUUAAAUUUUGCGUUUAAGCUUAAACAUUCCUCCGGAAACUAUUUGGAUGAUUCAGAAGGCUUUCGGUGACUAGGAAAUGGGUGCAGCGCAAAUAAGUUUGACUCAAACGCUUCAAAGGUGGUCGAGAAUCAGUUGAAAGAUUAGCACCCUGCAACUUCUGGCUUCUUCCAAAACUAAAAUCACCUUUGAAAGGGAGGAGAUUUCAGACCGUCGAUGAGAUAUAGGUACAUACUAAGAGACAGCUGAUGAUUCCCACAAAGGAUUUUGCAGAGUGUUUUGAGAUGCUGGGAGAACUCUAUGAGAUAUAUCUAUCACUGUCAUUUUCUUGAUAAAGAUCCUGAAGGGUCGAAACAAUGUUAAUACACUAUUGGAAAAUCCAAGUGAGUGCUCCUGUCUGAAUUUGUGUGUGUGUGUAUAAUAUAUAUAUAUAUAUAUAUAUAUAUAUAUAUAUAUAUAUAUAUAUAUAUAUAUAUAUAUAUAUAUAUAUAUAUAUAUAUAUAUAUUAUAGAUAUAUUCUGUAGUUGGCUAUUUCUUUAUUUUACAUAAUUGAAAUUACUUUGUGCCAUGUCUCUGAACUGGUAUCUGCAGUUCCUCUCACAAUAUCUAUGUAGACCACAAUUUUAUGUCCCUAGACAAAUAAACUUUGACAUCAUUGUUCCUUCCUAUUUCAUUUCUGGAAUUGAACGGUUAAGGUUUAUGCUAUGUAGCAUGAAUCUUACAAACCGUAUUAUGCAUUUAUGCAAUGUUUUUAUAAUCUUCUAAUGAUAAAAACUGUCAAGACUCUAACUUUUGUGGCUUAGUACUGUGCAUACAAAUGAUCUGUAGCAAAGCUGAUAGUAUAUCAUCGUAUCUCUUAAAAAUUUUGUGGGAUGUCUCUUAUGAGGAUUUCAUGAGGAUAUUGUUCAUCAUUUGUUGGCAUGCAAUACCAAAACCAUAUCCAAAUAGUUUUUUAAGACUUGUUAUUUCCUCUUGCUUUAGCCAGCCGUAUCCGUGGGAAAUGUGGGCCAGUUAGCCAUCGAUCUUAUUAUUUCAACACUGAAUAUGCCAAAGGUCGGCUAUUUCUACACAGACUGCCUUGUACCAAUGGUUGGGAAUAACCCUUAUGCAACCAAUGAGGAGAAUGCAAAGGAGCUUUGUACAAAUGCUGAAGGUGAGUCUUGUAAACAGUAAAUGGAAUUAAAGGAACACUAGCUUUGGGAAUACAACCCUAUAUUCUUAACAUUAUAGUGCCCCUGUCACUAGCCUUUUUAAAGGUGUGUGUUUGUUUUCUCUGAGCCAAAAAAUAUUGAAUAAAUAAAGGAUUUACUUUUUUUCCCUUGGUCCUUCUUAUUUCUCCACCUCCUGCGACGUCAAAGAGGAAUCAUUCUCGUCCUUAGGCCCCGGACCCUUCAAAGCCCAAUACAUACACAAAUACAAAUAGAGGACCAUUGGGAACCGUGUACAAAAGCAUUAAUUAUAAGCUUUUGUGUCACGUGACUGACCGUUACCUGGUCAGGGCUGCAGAAUUCCCAAUAGUGGCUGUCAGACAGCCACUAGAGGUGGAUUUAACCCUGCAAUGUAAAACUUCUUAAAACUUUUUUAUUUAUUUUUUUAACAUCUUCUAAACCCUCACCACUUCAUUGAGAUUAAGUGGCCUGUGUGACUGUUGUGGUCCUUCAACUCUUCACAAAUGCACUCAUAGCAAUGUUUGUACUUUUUAUAAAAUAUUAAACAUAGUAAAUUGGGAGGAAAUAUAUACCGUAUUUUUCGCUCCAUAAGACGCACUUUUUUCCCCCUCAAAAGUGAGGGGAAAUGUCUGUGCGUCUUAUGGAGCGAAUGUGAAGAUUUACUUACCUGUCUUGGAGCGUGGGCCGGCUUCACAGCGCGCUCCGCGGUCCAGGAACUUCUAUUUCAGGUUCCGGUUUCCGGCGGGACUGAAAAGGAGGUGCACACUCAGUGUGCACACUUCCUUUCAGUCCCGCCGGAAACCGGAACCUGAAAUAGAAGUUCCUGGACCGCGGAGCGCGCUGUGAAGCCGGCCCAUGCUCCAAGACAGGUAAGUGGGACAAUUAUGGGACAAGGGGAGGGGGAGACACUAUGGGACAAGGGGAGGGGAGACACUAUGGGACAAGGGGAGGGGAGACACUAUGGGACAAGGGGAGGGGGAGACACUAUGGGACAAGGGGAGGGGGAGACACUAUGGGACAAGGGGAGGGGGAGACACUAUGGGACAAGGGGAGGGGGAGACACCAUGGGACAAGGGGAGGGGGAGACACCAUGGGACAAGGGGAGGGGGAGACACCAUGGGACAAGGGGAGGGGGAGACACCAUGGGACAAGGGGAGGGGGAGACACCAUGGGACAAGGGGAGGGGGAGACACCAUGGGACAAGGGGAGGGGGGAGACACACCUGUAUAAGGUGAGGGGAGACACACUAUGGGACAAGGGGGAGGGGAGACACACUAUGGGACAAGGGGAGGGGAGACACACCAUGGGGACUGGGAGGGGGAGACACACUAUGGGACAAGGGGGAGGGGAGACACACUAUGGGACAAGGGAGGGGAGACACACAUGGGACAAGGGGGAGGGGGAGACACACUAUGGGACAAGGGGGAGGGGAGACACACUAUGGGACAAGGGGAGGGGGAGACACACUAUGGGACAAGGGGAGGGGGAGAGACUAUGGGAGGGAAAGUGCACUAUGGGACAAUGGGGGGGCACUAUGGGGGGAGACACACUAUGGGACAAGGGGAGGGGGAGACACACUAUGGACUAUGGGACAAGGGGAGGGGGAGAGACUAUGGGAGGGAAAGUGCACUAUGGGACAAUGGGGGGGCACUAUGGGAGGGAAAGUGCACUAUGGGACAAUGGGAGGGGGGACACUAUGGGAUCAGAACACUAAUGGACAAGAGGAGGAGGGGUUAAAGAACACUAUGGGACAAGGGGAGGAGGGGUUAAAGAACACUAUGGGACAGAGGAAAGGGGGGUUAAAGAUCAUUAUGGGACAGGGGAGAAAAAAAAAUAUUCUGAACAAACUGUCCCAUAGUAAGAAACACUAUGGAACAGUUUGUUCAGAAUAUUUAUUUUUCUGGGUUUCCUCCUCUAAAAACUAGGUGCGUCUUAUGGUGAGGUGCGUCUUAUGGAGCGAAAAAUACGGUAUUCUCCUUCUCCCUGGUUUAAGGAAACACUCCAAGCACCAUAACCACUACUGUAAUUUAAAGGACUGUACAGGUGCCCACCCAAUGUAAGUAGUAAAAUGUUUUUUAGUUUUUGAUUAAUUACCUGAGGUCUGCUGGGCACCAUUCUGUGCAUCUACGUAGCUGGAAGCUCUCUUUACUGAGCUAUGUCUGACAAUGCAGGGCUUAGCUCAUUGGCUUAGAGUGAUCAGUAAAAGUAAAUCAUUAUUUUCAAAUAUGUCCUUGGUAGUGCAAAAAUUACAAUACAGUUGCAACUAAAGGAAAAUAAUGAUAUUUAUUUGCUGCUGAUAUGGAUAAUGCAUCAUCAGUUUAUAUAUAAAAGCAAAGGAGUAUCAGGGUUACUUUGUAUCGUAUGUUGUAUGCAGCAGGCAAGGUAGGUUAAGCUGAAGUUGGUCACACAAGUAGAAUCUGAGCAAACAUGGCUGCUCAGUCAGAUAAAAAGUGAAAUGUUUUGUGUAGGUGUUUUUUAAUAAAAAAUAAUUUUCAUUAAAUGUUGAAAAAAUGAAUUUGAGAAAAGGUGGGGAAGUGCAGCUCCUAUAUUACAGAUGUAGCGGUAAGUGGCUCUCUGCUAUGCUUAAUGGUAUAUCUGGCUCUUAUAGAGGAGGGAGAUGCACACCCUGUUUCCUGGGCUGAAUUACAUGAGAGACAGGAGUGUGUUUCUUGUGUUUUUGGUGUGAUGCAUGUGUGUUUGUCCCCUACACACUUAUGGAAAAUUCCUAAUGACUUUUGAAAUAUGCAUGAUUUAAUGUUUUAUGCGGAGUAUCCUUUAAAAUACACAAUCUAACCUGGCCAGGGAUGGACUGACUGCACUCUGGGCAAAUGUAGGCACCGGACCCCUUAAAGUCCGAUACAUAUGUGAUGUAUUCACUAAAGAGUGCAGUAUAGUAACCUGAUAUUUAAAUUACUGAUCUUUGAAAAAUUCUUCACCAUAGUUACAAUGUAGCUUUAUUUUUGUUAGCCAGAUUUUUGCUAUUCUGUUUUCAGUUUACUCUUUAGUGAAUGAACACUACAGCUGGUUAGCAAAAAAAUAUUGGAGGGUUGACAAGGAAAGAACUGAAACCUUUAGGCCAAAAUAGCUGAGCCAAUUUGGUAAAUGUAGUCUACAAUGUGUGAUCCCCAUGUCAGAUUUCCAUAAUUGCGUUUUUUGUGUGUGUGUGUGUGUGUGUGUGUGUGUGUGUCUGUCUACAUCUUUAUAUUCCAGACAUGUAUUUGUGUUGAGCAUUAAUGCCUGAAUGCAGGGUUGGAACACAGCAGCGCUUUUGGAUGGAGUGUGUGGAUUUUUGUGGCGAUGCAUUGGUAAUGAAGAAAGGUAUUUACAGAUGUAUGUUAAUUCAAAUGCAUAUCUGUGUGUGAUGAUAAUGGGGCGCUAUAGUCACCAAAACAACUUGAUCUUAUUGAAGUAGUUUUGCUGUAUAGAUCAUGCCCCUGCAGUAUCACUGCUCAAUUCUCUAGCAUCUAGUGGUUAAAUCAUUUUUGUUUCUGUCAAUGCAACCCUAGCCACACCUCCCCUGCCUAUGACUAACACACCCUGCAUGGAAAAAUUAUUUUUCAUUUUCAAUCAUAUGUAACUUUAACUCUUCUGCUCUGUAAAUUGAACUUUAAUUACAUACCGGGGGGCUCUUGCUGGACCUUGCAAGGUGGUAACAGAACAGGAAAUAAGAAAUUCUAAAGUAAACGGAAUUUGCAAUAAAGUGUAAACAUUAGAUGACUCUUUACAGGAAGUGUUUAGAAAGGCUGUGUAAGUCACAUCCAGGGAGGUGUGCUUUAUUCUGCGUAAACAAAAUGAUUUAACUACCUAAAAGACUGCAGGGGCAUGAUCUAUACACCAAAACUGAUUCAAUAAGCUAAAGUUGUUUUGGUGAUUUUAGUGUCCUUCUAAUGCGUGCAUAUGCAGUGAAUGCAUGAAAGUAUUGCAAUACAGAAGUGUAUUUUACUGCAUGUAACUGUGCGUGCAUGCAUUGUUCUAUUUGAGCAACAUGUGUCCUGUGGUGUUUUACUGAAUGUUACUGUGUGACUCUUAUCUCCUCAGUCCCCAGUGUCUUACAAACUAUUUUCCCCCACAUGUCUAUCCUAGAUCUUCCACUUUUUUUUUCUCUCCUCUAUACAAACUCCUUUGUCUCUACUGAUUGCCCUUUGAGUCUACUCAUAUUUUCCACUCCCACUUGUCUCUUCUAUGCAAUAUCACCAUUAACUCUCCCCAUUCCAUUCUUACUUUAAACUUCUAGUGAUCUCCCCUUCAUAUCAGCUUGCUUCCUGCGCUGCUGGGGCUCUGCGUGACUGGAGGUGGGAAAAGGAUGUAAGACCCUCCCCCUGCCUCUGUCUGCAUAUGGAGUAAUUAGACUCUGUCUAAGGAGGAUUUAAAUUGCAGCCGGCAGUAUCACUAAAGUAGGUCACUUCAUUCCCAGGGACGGAGAAUUAUUAUAUAGAUGUGUGUGUACAAGUAUGUAUAUCCAUGCCUAGCUGGGCCACUGACUGCCACUGGCCACUUCAUUCUGAAUAGAAUGUUUUCUUUACCGCAUGCUCUGACUUGUUGCAUAUGUAGUUAAAAAUAAACAAAUAUUGAUAUUCUUUUUAUUUCAGUAUAUGCAUUGUCCUCAAGAAAGCUUGCUGUCCUGCAGAUCAGAUCACCAUUAAUAAAGGUAAAAUGUGCUCUGAGAAUGGGGUUUGGCCUUAUAGCAACAUGCUAAUUUUGGUUGGGAAAGUACCUGAGCACAUUUUGGUUUUCACACAUCUGUAUUGCUGCAGUUGUUUCUAACUUAAAAGGGAAACUAUAGUGCCAGGAAAGCAAACUCGUUUUCCUGACACUAUAGCUUCCCCCUCUGUUAAGGUUAAUAACCCUUUCUGUCACUUACCUGGGUCCAGCACUAAUGUCUCUCGGUGCUAGCUCACCCCCACCCACGCUCAAGCCCUCCAUGGCUGUGCUUGCAUUAGGAUUUCCCCAUAGGAAAGCAUUUAUUCCAGUGACGCUGUAAGUCCUCAUGCAUAGUGUGAGAACGUCCAGCGUCGUUUAGGCAAACAAAAGUCGCCUAUCCACCUGGAAGUCCCUCUAGUGGCUGUAUGGUAGACAGCCAAUAGAAGAGUUAACCCUAGCAGGUAAUUGAUGCAGUCUAUAAAAACUGCAAUGAUUACAUGUUAAGGGUGAUGGGAGUUGCACCCAAACCACUUCAAUGAGCUGAAGUGACUUGGUGCCUACUGUGUCCUAGACACAGAUAAACACACAUUUACACAUUUGCCUUAAAAUGCCAAUCAUCUUACAACCAAUAAGCUUUUACUUAUGUCUAGUAAAAGGUACAAUAUUGUUUUAGGCUUGUUUUCCUGUUUUGCAAUAAUAUUAAAAUAACAAACUUCCAAGUAUAAAGCAAUAGAAAAUAAAGGAGCGAGUCCAAAGGGUCCCUAUAAAUAAAGGGACCAGAUGGAUAGGUCCAAAGAAAACCCACUUGUUAUUCUCUGUGUGGGAAUAACCCACUAGUUAGGCGAUAAACAAGUAAAGAAGGAACGGACUGAAAGUCCAAAAGAGAGAAUAACCGUUGUAAAAGUAAUCCCUUCCUUUAAUAAACCUAUAGGAAGUAAUAUACUUCCAAGUAGUUGUUAAAGGGGCACCCAGACCACUUCUGCCCAUUGGAGUGGUCUGGGUGCCAACUCCCACUACUCUUAACCCUGCAAGUGUAAUUAUUGCAGUUUUUUAUAAACUGCAAUAAUUACCUUGCAAGGUUAACUCCACCUCUAGUGGCUGUCUAUCAGCCACUAGAGGGCACUUCCUGCAUCAUAGCACAGAAAACCUGUGCUAGAGCGUUGCUAGACAUGCGCAUUAGGUCUCCCCGGCCGGUGGGCGGGAUCAGUCUUGCCCACAGGCCGACACAAUCACUGGGAGGAGCGGCGGCGGAGGAAGCAGCAGCGACGUGGGACAUGUCACCCCUUCAGCAACUGGGGAUUGGGGGGUGGGAGGGAGAGGGGACCUGCAGUGCCAGGAAAACAGAUUGUUUUCCUGGCACUGGAGUUUCCAUUUUAAAGGUAUUAAAAAUUUACAAUGCAACACAACCUCAUUACUGUUAACACUACUUGCUCGUUUACAAGCAGAUAACAAGACUGGUGUCUAGAUAGGUCUGAUUUGCAGCCAAGGGCCUUGGUGUGCUGUGCGUGUUUGAUUAUUAUCUGUGCUGGAGGUAGACCCAGCUGACUUCUAGCCAUGAGCAAAUGAGGCAUUUCCUAUAAGGUAUUUAUCCUACAAUUAAUGACACUUCAGUGUGGACAAAUUCCACUUUAAGAAAGAUUCAUUAACCUUUACCUUUUCUUACAUAUUCUUUGUUGUACAGCGUGGGUCAAACUAUUUAUUUCUUAUGGAUUAUGCUUUCAAUGCAUUGAAAAGUCCAUCCCCCUCCCAGUAAUGAGAGCAGUUUGUGUAGCUGUAGGUUGGCUUCCAGUAGAUUGCUCUUGUUCUGGGCAUACACAAAUGGAUCAAAUUUAUUUCUGAGAGGGAAUGCCUGGUGUGCUCUCUGAAUGUCAAAGUGGCAGGGGGAGAAGUUCAUUUAGGAGGAAAAUAAAUAUAUAUAUCUCCUUGUGAUAUUUUAUUUUUUUCUUCAAUGCAAAACAAUGACUUAUUACAUAUUCCUGUUUGUCUUCAAUGUACAGGUCUAGAAUUUCCAUUUAAAUCUUUCACUUUUCAUGUUUAAUAGUUUAACUUUUUAUCUUUAUGUAAAGAAAAAAUCCAAAGCCUUUCGGCAGGCUCUGAUUUGCUGGAUCAAAAGGUGUGGGUUUACCAAAGUGAUCCUGUUCUCGAGCACCCAUGCGUACCAACGUGUUGACCAGCAACUCUUCGGGUAGGUUAAAGUGAAUAGGCUUUAGUUGGGAUCGUGUGAAAGUAAUUUACCUUCUUUGUUGAUGUGAAGGCUUUCUGUGUGUAAAAUGGAGACAGGUGCUUAUCUGUGUUUCUCGUUUAGUGUGUUUGUUUCAGAAAAGAUUUACCACCUUUUUAUCACUGCAGACCUGGAUCUGCAGCAUUCAGAGUAAAAUCUGUAUAAUCAACUGGCGAUACAUUCCAAACUCUCAAACAAGUUAAGUUUGUGUAGCAUUGUGUAGGUUACUAUCCUGCGUACAUCUGCUCUGUCCUACAACAGCAGUAUAUGUGAUGCAGAUUGCCUCCCGUUUGUGUCAUUUUUAUUACCCUCUGCACAUGCGCACUGUGGUAUGCUGGCACACUUAAAAUCCUGCAGAACAUUAAUAGAUACUAAAACUAUACCACAGGGGACACGUUGCUGUUUUGUUUUUUUCGUAGUUCUUUAGUGUUGCAUUCUGUUAUAUUUUAACACUAUAUAACUACCCAGCCAUGGCAUAUCUGACCUUGGCUAGCCUUAACUUAAUCCUGACUGCAGCUUUUUUUUAAUUUUUUUUUUUUAAUUUUUUUUUUUCCAUUUAACCUCCUCUGGUUUAAUAUUCAAGAGGGACUUUAAACAUUUUAAACAAUUUUAAACAAUAAAUCUAUUUCUCUAUGAGCCAGAGGGACACCAUAGUGUUUGGAAUACACUUUAACGUUAUUGUUCCUUUAAUCAUACAAUGUACAGUAGCAAAAGCAAACAAGCUUAAAAAAAAAUCACUGAUGAAUUUUGUUUGCCUAAAGAAAUAACAUAUUCAUGCUGCAACUUUCCAAAGAAAACCACCCUCCCACUGCAACCCCUCUUAAACGAUGCUCUCACCAUUUAACCCCUUAAGCAAGGAUGUAAUUGACAAGUUUUGACCAAAACAAAACCUUGAAUUUGAGCUACAAUCUGUUCACCUGUAAUUUACAUUUCAUAUUAAGUGCACCUACAUUUAUUAUAUAUCAUUUUGUUCAGGAGAAAUGAGGCUUAUAUUUUACAUCAAAUAUUAAUAUGAGAAAUGAUUUAAUAGGAGUAGAAUCUUUUUUAAAAAAAAUGUGUGAAAUUAAGAAAUUUUGUUAUUUGCAUAGCCUUUUAACUGUGAAUGUCAUAAUAAUGUUGGCUUUUACUGCAAUGAAAUACACAUUUGUAUUCAGCAAUGUCUCACGAGUACAACAGAACCCCCCAGUACAAAACAGAUGAAAUUUGUACAUACUUGAGCUUUCCCGGAUUUUUAUCAUAUGGUUUACUUAACCCUAUAUUUGAUAUGUGAGGUGUGAAAAUUAAAUGUAGACAUCUAUACCUCUUUAUCCAGAAUCUGUGUGCCUCUAUCUUGACUCCAUGUCACUCAUUGCUAUAAGCUCUGUCCUUUGCAACUGGCAGUCAGUAUAGAGAUAACAUGCAGAGAGGAGGAGAAAUAAAACAGUGUUUUCAUUCGUAAUCUCCAUUUGCAAUGUUUGCCCUGGUUUUGCCUUGUCUGAACUGGAAUAUACAAUUUUCUAAAUUUUUAAUAAAAAAAGAAGCAUCUCAUGAAAAAAGUUAAAGGGAUACUCUGAGCACCAAAAAAACUUUAGCUUAAUGAAGCAGUUUUAGUGUAUAGAACAUUGGAAAGCAUCCAUCGCCACUCAAGAUGUUGUUGACUACAUCUCCUAUAAUACUUUUACAGCCUUAUUGCCGACAAAGUAUCAUGGGAGAUUUAGUCCAACAUCUGGAGUGCCAAAUGUUGCCUUCCCCUGGUGUAGUUUCACUGCUCAAUUAUCUGCCCCCACCCUGUCGAGUCGUGAUGUGCAUCCCAGUACCUCUUCAUGUAACAUUUACCACUUUGACAUCUUUAAUACCGCACACGGACAACUUUUUCAUAUUCACUUUUUUUCUGUCUUGAGAGAGACCCAGAGAGGGUGUUUAAGUGAUGUGGUAUACAAGGUACUGGGUGCUGUUAAGGGGAAAAAACCCGUCCCCCAACAGGUAGGCAGAUUAUUUAUAUAUAUAUAUAUAUAUAACGUGGGGGCUAUUAUUUCUCCUGCUCUUGGCCAGUAUACCAUUUAUAUAGGUGUUGGUUGACCUUUUUUGCACUUUGUCAUUUUUAUGUGGUUUUGGGAUUACUGCCUUUGUAUGAUCUGUAUAACUUAUAUACAAAUUCUGGUGUGCCUUGGGUUCAUUUUCUAUUUGCUUUGUAACUACUUUACCAAGAAAUGUAAAAAGCUUAAGCCCUUGUGUUCGGUUUGUCAGCAUGUGUACUGAGCCCAUUUAUACAUGUUUAAUCUGAUAUUUAUAGACCACCAUUCCGUUACUUGUUAACCCCCAACAUGGAAAGAUCUGUGGCAGAUCUGUUGAAAGAGCUGGAGUGGAAGCAAAUGGAGAAGGUGUCAGCAUAUCCUGGUAUAAAUGAUGAAGAAAAACAGAUUUCCAUCCCUGGGGGAGGUUUUACGAAGCGGUUUUACAGUGACUGGUAAGUGUACUCCUAUGGGUAGAUAGAGCACCAGGAGUCCAGUUAGCCAUGAUACUAGAACUGUUAAAUGGCACGUCUCCAACACAUGUGCUAAUCUCAGGCCGAAUGUACAUUUCCCCCACAAAAAUGAAAGCAAAGCAAUGUAUCCACAGCCAAAGCAAAUGAAACUAAUGUUUGACCUUUAAUACAGUUGUUCAGAAGAGAUCCAGAUGGCAGUUGUGCUGAAGUUUUGUUCAGAAGGCGAUAACAUUCCAGAUGCUUUUGCAUUGGUUAAUCAUGCUAAUAAAUGGCUCCAUCUAGUUCCACAUUCAGUAAGUAACUUGAACUAUGCAAAUUGUCUGUUCCCAAAAAUUCCUUUUUGGAUAAAUCAACCGAAUGCAGCAUCGGUCAUAGCCAUCUGUCACAUUGUGCUAACUUUGCUCUACCUGCAGUUAUUCACUACAGUAAGAAUUAUCAGGAAAGGAACGUUUAAGUCUAAAAUAGCUGAACUGAAAGCAUAUCUGAUUUGUAUAACUUUUUUUCCAGGUCGAUGAUUUUUUUUUUUUUUUUUUUGUGUCUAAAAAUUUAAUCACCCUUGUCAAUUACUACAUUUGAAAUAUCUCUAUUCGUCUUUUCACUUAUUUUCAAAUAGACCUGAUGCUCUGAAACAAUUAAUUUAAACUCUCCUAAUUUUCCUUGUGAUUUCAAAGAGGACAUGAACAAAAUCAGGGGUUACUUCAGAGGAUCAUGCUUAAUGCAUUCAUGUUGUCUAGAACAAAAAAACUGUCUGCUAAAAGGUUACAAAAGAAAUGAUCCAAUUACCAUACUUUCAGAGCAGUGGUGGCCAAAAAGUAGAUCCACGAUCUUGUAGAAUUACAACUCCCAUGAUGCAUUGUAUGCCUUUACAGUGUCCAUGGUGCUUUGUCAUUCUCAAAGCGUACAGUUUUAAAACCUAUGGGGAUGUACUUUUUGGGCAUCCCUAGUUUAGUGAAUAAACCUUAAACAGUGAAUUCAGUUGAUUUCCCAGCUUGACUGUUUGUCCUAAAUUUAGUCGUUUGGUUUUCAAUUAACAAUUCACUGUUUAGUAAUUAACCUCUAAUAUAUUUUACAGGAAUUUUUCUGUCUUGUUGGAUACACAAGUAAAAAAAUUUUUUUUUUACUUUUUGCAAGAAAAUUUUGAAUGGUAGAUGCAUGAUGAGUCAUGGGUAUUAGAAAAUUCUCAAUUCAUUCACUGGAUUUUUCAUAUUUUCAUUUUUUUUUUUUUUUUAACAGGAUGUCGACUCACCUACUGAAUGGAAGAUGCCAAGUUCCUGGAGGCUACUGUUUGGCAGCGGUCUGCCACCUGCUCUCUUCUGAUGUUUGAACACAGAAUUUCUGUUAUUACCUUUAAAUAAUUAGGCACUUCUGGCCUAAGGCAUGUGUGCUAGAUGGACCUCUUUAACAGUUCUCUAGACACACAGACUGGUCACACAACAUUAAUCCCAGCCACCAAGAAAUGGCUCCAAAACAUGUCCAUCGAAUAACUAUUUAGAAAUAAUGGCUGUCCGGCAGAGCUUUUUACUUUAAAUAACCACUUUAUGUUAACAUGCCCCACUAUUCCCUGCUCUUAAUUGUUUAAUAUUUUGUAGUACAGUAUGGCUGGUGUACUUAAACAUGAGAUUAACAAUGAGAUAUAAAGCAGAGCUUUAAACAAUAUUUAUAUAAAGACCAGCCCUUCUUACUGCAUUCCUUCCCUGAAAUUGGUGUAUGGGUAAAAUACCAAGAUUUCUUUGUUGAUUUUGAAGAUUUAGAACUAGCCCUUUGUGUGGUCGAGAGUGUUUGACUGCUGUAAAAUCUUCACUCAAACAUUAUACUGUGUCUAGUCCGCAUCCUUUCUGCCGGGAAGAGUUCAAAAUAAAAGAUGUUAUUUUUCCAAAAAUAGUGGAAGAGCAAUGAUUCAGAAUUUAUGCAAAUCGAACACCAAGUCAC